Drosophila eugracilis is the source of this 1141-nucleotide messenger RNA. RefSeq lists its product as uncharacterized. NCBI's taxonomy places the organism in Eukaryota, Metazoa, Arthropoda, Insecta, Diptera, Drosophilidae. The record is from RefSeq and is a predicted model, not a curated record. Bases 181 to 807 code for a protein of 208 amino acids. The transcript has 4 exons.
UCCGCAGUCAUUUGCUUAAAGUUAGUGAACGUGCUAGUAUCGCGUAUCUGGCGGCGCGGCUUCCACACGACAACAAAAACACACAAACUUGCUACAAAAACGUUUACCUUUGGCUUCUUAUUUUGUUUUGUUUCGAGCUUAAAGUUUGUGUUUUUUUUUCUUAUUUUGCGAAACCGAAAUAUGCAGUUCACCAGGAGCCGUUUGUUAUUAUCGAUGGCCGUGCUAUCGGCACUGCUAUCGUUAUCGCUGGGAUUCCCUGCUCCACAGCAAGCCAAUUCCGAACUGGAGGCCACGUUCCAGGAUAGCAGCGAUCCCGACCUGAAUCCCAUCAAUGCAGAGGAGGUGUUAGGUGUCCAGGAGCGCAACAAAAGAAAACUGCCCGAUGCCACAUUCGAGGCUAAGAACGCUGUCCUUGGCUUUGUCUUCGGCAAAAUCGACAACUUCCUGGACACAAAGACGCGGGUGAUCGAGCAGCUGGACCGAUCGAACAUCGAGAAGAACAAGCAGUGGGACAUCAAGUCGCCGGUGCCCAUCAAGGAUUUCCAGACUCUGAUCACCGCCGUGGUGUCGCCCAAGAUCCGUUCCAUUGGCAACAUUGCCAAUGAUCUGACCACCGGUGUGCUGACCACUAUAACCGCCUUCAGUGGCUCCUCGUCGGGCGGUGGCAAUGCCAAUGCCGGUCUGGGCAAUGUAGUGUCCAAGUUCCUCAGCUUCUCGGGACCCAUUCUGCAGGGAUCCUCCGGCGGUGUGAAUGGUAUCGCCGGCGUGACGACACCAGCUCCAGAUUCCGACGAAGCGGGCUACUAGAAGAACUAACACUAACACCAACGAUCCAAGGCCAACCAAUGAGAGCUGUAAUUUAUCGUUGAACUCUUGAGUAAUCCUUCUCCAGGUCCUUCUCCUUACCCUUACCCUUAACUCUAUCCCUUUCCCCACAUUCGAAUCCAUCAGAAUUUGUGUUGAAAAUACAACCCCAACCCCAACCCCGAAUCCUCGCUCGAAUCGUUUUUAUUUUUUUUUGUUUACACCCUAGUUAAGUUCAUGUUUGUAAAUAUUCGGCAUAAACAAAUAUAUAUAUAUAUAUAUAGAGAAAUCCACGACUCCACAAAAAACGAAUAAAACCGAAAAAACAGAAAACCAA